AUGACUAGAAAGAAAGUCACUCUGGCGUACAUCGCCAACGACGCCGCGAGGAAAGCCACUUUCAAGAAGAGGAAGAAGGGCCUGAUGAAGAAGGUGAGCGAACUGAGCACGCUGUGUGGGAUCGAGGCGUGCGCCAUUGUCUACAGCCCGUACCAGGCCGAGCCGGAGGUGUGGCCAUCCACGCUGGGGGCUCGUCGGGCCAUUGCAAGGUUCAAGAACAUGUCGGAGAUGGACCAGAGCAAACGGAUGGUGAACCAGCAAGGGUUCAUCCGGCAGAGGAUCGUGAAGGCCGAGGAGCAGCUGAAGAAGCAGCUGCGCGAGAACCGGGAGAAGGAGAUCGGGCAGGUGAUGUACCGGGCCCUCGUCGGGGAGGGACUCCAGGGCCUGACCAUCGUGGAUUUGAACGACCUGGGGUGGAUGCUGGACAAGACCGGGAAGGAGAUUGAGGAGAGGAUCAAGAAGCUGAAGAAGUCGGCACCAGGCUCGGAGCAGGCUGCGCCAGUGGAGCUGCAGGCAGAUAAGUCCUCGGAAGAGGACAACGGCGAGGCGGCUCCGAAGAGCAACGCCGCCUUCAAUGAUGUCGUGGCCGCAGAGGCCAUGCAGAACCAGCCUUGGUACAUGGACCUGCUGAAGCCGCGCAACGAGGGCAACGCCAUGAGUCUCGGUAGGAACGACCUGAUGCCGUCGUACCCGUACAAAAACCCUACUCCUCCAUGGUCAAACUUCUACUUCCCAUGA
Molecule: messenger RNA, 738 nt
Organism: Eucalyptus grandis
Lineage: Eukaryota; Viridiplantae; Streptophyta; Magnoliopsida; Myrtales; Myrtaceae
Product: agamous-like MADS-box protein AGL80
Exons: 1
Coding region: 1-738 (245 amino acids)
Biological process (GO): positive regulation of transcription by RNA polymerase II
Molecular function (GO): DNA-binding transcription factor activity, RNA polymerase II-specific; protein dimerization activity; RNA polymerase II cis-regulatory region sequence-specific DNA binding
Source: RefSeq, a predicted model, not a curated record